Olea europaea var. sylvestris is the source of this 1359-nucleotide messenger RNA. Its product is annotated as protein BEARSKIN2-like. Gene Ontology annotation, molecular function: DNA binding. The coding region runs from base 167 to 1183 and encodes 338 amino acids. The transcript is spliced from 3 exons. Lineage: Eukaryota; Viridiplantae; Streptophyta; Magnoliopsida; Lamiales; Oleaceae. Gene Ontology annotation, biological process: regulation of DNA-templated transcription. The record is from RefSeq and is a predicted model, not a curated record.
CGGUCGUCAACUUCCUCCCAUCACAAUAUAUCGUUGACAGUUGACACUCAUCAGAUAUAUAUACAAACCUUUUUACUUAGAAAUGAUUUCUCAUACAUACUUGCCGUAUACGAUCCAUCUACACAGAGAGAAAGAGAGAAAUUAUUGGUUUUAUUAAAGUUGUUGGAUGGGUUCAUCGAGUCACAGCGGCGUUCCUCCGGGGUUCCGGUUUCACCCAACAGACGAAGAGCUUCUUUUCUAUUACUUGAAGAAAAAAAUUUCAUUUGAAAAGUUUGAGAUGGAGGUGAUAAGAGAGGUGGAUUUGAAUAAGAUUGAGCCCUGGGAACUGCAAGAAAUGUGCAAGAUUGGAUCGACUCCGCAGAAUGAGUGGUACUUUUUCAGCCACAAAGACAGAAAAUAUCCAACUGGUUCAAGAACAAAUAGAGCAACGAAUGCAGGAUUCUGGAAGGCUACAGGAAGGGACAAAUGCUUAAGGAACAGCUACAAGAAGAUUGGUAUGAGAAAAACCCUUGUUUUUUACCGCGGCCGAGCUCCCCAUGGCCAAAAGACUGACUGGAUUAUGCACGAGUACAGGCUCGAAGACAGUGAAGAUGCUCAAGGAAAUCCCAGUGAGGAUGGAUGGGUGGUUUGUAGGGUUUUCAAGAAGAAGAAUCUAUUCAAAGUUGGAAAUGCAGCAGGAAGUGGGUUGAGUUCAGAUCAGCUCAAUACUGCAGCAGCCACCCAUUCUCGUACAUUCUUCACACAGAGGGAAAGGGAACAUCAGUAUCUACUGCAUCAACAACAGGCUCAUGGACUUAACUAUUCUCACAUGCCAGUGGCACUGCCUCAAUGCCCACAACUACAAGCCCAGAACUUUAUACCUACCCAGAAGCCAUUGGGUUAUGAUCAGUUUUCAGAUCAGUCACCAAUUAUGGUGAAGCAAUUCAUGUCCAACACUAGAGAUUGUGAAAGUGGCAGUACUGAUCAGAAUCUUGGUUAUGGGUCGGGUAUGGAGGCGGUCGGGAAGUGCCAACCGGAGAAUCUGAACGAAUGGGGUAUGAUGGAUCGACUUGUGACUUCUCAACUCGGACAUGAAGACUCAUCUAAAGGGGUGAGAUUUGAGGAUGCAAAUGAACCAUCUAUGAACCAGAUCAAUCAACUAUCUUUACGUAGCGAGAUGGAUUUAUGGGGUUAUGAAAAGUAGUAGUAACUCAUCAGUAACACUUAUUUUUAUUUUUUGUAAAAAGAAAUAUUGAAUUCAAGUGAAUGAAUUACAUUUACAUGGUAAUGGCUACAGGGGGUGUAAACUAAGUAUGCUAUAAUAAUAACAUCAUUAUUAUUAUUUUACUGUUUUUGAGUCAUUGGAAAUUCUUGUAUGUG